AUGUCGAAAACCAUGGAUUCGGGCGGAACUUCCCCGGAGAUCACUCAUCCUUUCGCGUGCACUCGGUGUCCGAGAAGAUUCACUUCUUGGCACGCCUUAGGAGACCAUCAAAACGCUCACAAGAAGGAAAGAAACGAGAAGCAACGGCUAUACAACGAGCGACGCCUCGCAUUCAAGAAGCAGUCUCCUCCAGUGGUAACUAUUCCGCCCGCGGAACCGGUGAUCGCGAUACUGAAUAGUUACUCUCCGGCGGGUAGCAAUGGUGGUCCUAUGGACGAGGUUUCGCGUCGAGAAAUCGGAAAUUCGCGCAAGGCCGGUAAUAGGAAGGGGAUGGCGUUGAACUUGUUUGGGCAUGAAGGAAGGGAAGAUGGUGGUGCUGAUGAAAGCAAUGCAAAGGAGGAGGAGGACUUGACUUUGAGACUUUGA
Messenger RNA from Hibiscus syriacus, 426 nucleotides. RefSeq lists its product as uncharacterized. Gene Ontology annotation, cellular component: nucleus. Gene Ontology annotation, biological process: trichome differentiation; gibberellic acid mediated signaling pathway; cytokinin-activated signaling pathway. NCBI's taxonomy places the organism in Eukaryota, Viridiplantae, Streptophyta, Magnoliopsida, Malvales, Malvaceae. Gene Ontology annotation, molecular function: DNA-binding transcription factor activity; transcription cis-regulatory region binding. The transcript is spliced from 2 exons. The coding region runs from base 1 to 426 and encodes 141 amino acids. The record is from RefSeq and is a predicted model, not a curated record.